Messenger RNA from Podospora pseudocomata, 621 nucleotides. RefSeq lists its product as uncharacterized. Lineage: Eukaryota; Fungi; Ascomycota; Sordariomycetes; Sordariales; Podosporaceae. The record is from RefSeq and is a predicted model, not a curated record. The coding region runs from base 1 to 621 and encodes 206 amino acids. The transcript has a single exon.
AUGCCCGCCUCCGAUAUCACCAUCGACCUGGACCGGAGCUCAACUCCGUUUCCGAGAUCUCGCCGCUCUGAGAGAGCCCACGAGCAGGUCGAGGACUUCAACCGGCGCAACUCCUCGCCUCGGAGAUUUACCUCCACCCCGACCAGAAGCCGCAGGCUGAGCCCCAGCCCGACUCGAUAUCGUUCUGCCGCCACAAUCGCUCGCAGCCCUCCCAGAUAUCGUUCCCCUACCAGGAUCACUAGCGCUCCCCGCCCCCGCAGGAUCAGCCCUAGUCCUCUUAGAUAUCGCUCCCCUACCCGACUCCCUAGCUCCACUUUCCGCCGUGCUCCCUCCCCCUCUCCCUAUUUCAAGGAGACCCGUAUCACUGAGGCUCGUCGCACUACCACGUACCACCUUACGAGCCCGGUGAGCCGCUACACCGAGACUCGCACGACGUACCGCAUUCCUAUCUCCAGACCUCGCACUCCUCCUCGUGGCUUGAUUGACAGCCCCAGUCGGCGUAUCACAUCGCCGCGUCUUGUCGAUAUCAGGUCUUCUUCGGAGAUCUAUAGCUCGUCUCGUCGAUAUGACUCGUACCCUGGCCGCUCCACCGAUAGAAGCCUGUUCACCCGUCGCUAUUAG